AUGUCGUCCCCGAGUCGUCAAAAGCUCGAACGCGACCUCAUCUUUAUGGCGAGGACCAUGAGGACCCGCCAAAACGUCGAGCAACUCCUUGGUCCUGAACGACACACAAAUAUCACCGACAGGGACUACAACCGCGCUCUCGCUUUCCUUCCGGGUCCACAUCGACACUACAAUACAAUUGGUACAGUCGUUGGAGCUGUAUCAGGCUACUCCCUUCGACACCGUUCCUGGGGUGCAGCCAGACUCGGUGGGGUAGUCUUCUUCAGUGCUCUCACCGGUCGAGCAGUAGGAAGCGCAUACGCCGUCUUCUCCUUCUACAGGUUCCUAAACGGCCUCGAAAACCCUGACGGAUUCGCCAGGGCACUGGAGAAUGUCCAGCAUCGUCUCGAGCAGCCCGGAGCAAUCCCUGCACCUCAACAAUCCCAAGACGAUAGCUUCAGCACGCCUGUUUACCCAGAGACCGCAUCUUCUUCGCCUUCUUCGCCUGCUGCCCCACCUGCUGCUCCUACCAGUGCUUGGGAUCGAAUUCGGGCAGCCAAUGCUCAGCAAACUCAACAAUCAUCCUGGGACGCCCUUCGGCAGUCGCACGAGAGGUCUCGCGUUCCUCGCCCUCCCCAAGAUGGCUCGUCGGACAAUAGAUUCUACGAUUCGGACAGAGCAGCAGAGCAGGCCAAAUUCGACGAGCUUCUUGAGAAGGAACGAAACUUUGGCAAGUAA
This is a messenger RNA of Coprinopsis cinerea okayama7#130, 717 nucleotides long. RefSeq lists its product as hypothetical. NCBI's taxonomy places the organism in Eukaryota, Fungi, Basidiomycota, Agaricomycetes, Agaricales, Psathyrellaceae. The transcript is spliced from 3 exons. The record is from RefSeq and is a predicted model, not a curated record. Bases 1 to 717 code for a protein of 238 amino acids.